AAACACCCUCUCAGCCAAAGAAAACAAAGACGAUGACGACCAUAUUCAUGGCCGGAGCCAUCUGCCUCCAUGCGCGUUUGCCGUUACACCUUACUCAGCCACAACGGAGGUUUCGCAAUAGCUUUCGGUGUUCGAAGACGAAUGAUACCCCACAACUCUUGAAGAUUGUUGUUAGUGGAGCUACAGAGAUCCUAAGGCUCUUCUCUUCCUUCAACAAAAAUGAAUUGAAUGAAAUGGUUCCCGAACAGAAUUAUGAAACAUCUGCUUCUUGCCUGGAUGAUGUUAUGAUGAUACUGAAGUCAGAUUAUGACAAUGCUUAUUUUGUGACAGGAAACUUUACUUCUGGAAUUUACGCAGAAGAUUGUAUCUUUGAAGAUCCCACCAUCAGAUUUCGUGGGAAAGAUUUUACAUUUUUUUUCCAGUUGUGCAUCCAUGAGCGUAUCCUGAUGGUAUGCAUCCAUUCAGGUAAGGAGCUGUACUCACGGAACUUAAAAUUGCUUGUACCUUUCUUUGAGCUUCCAUCAAUCUCAUUACAAAGCAUCAAGAAGGUUCUGAACAGUGAAACAGAGUCCAUAAUGGCGUCUUGGAGACUAAGGACUCGUCUUAAACUACCAUGGAGGCCUCUCAUUUCCAUUGAUGGGACUACGGUCUAUGAUUUGGACAACCAGUUUAGAAUUGUUAAGCAUGUCGAGAGUUGGAGCGUUUCCCCUCUUGAAGCAAUCGGGCAAAUAUUCACCCCUAGCUCUGGCGGUCCGGUUUAAUUUGGUAAAAACUACUAAGCUUCUCUAUGAAACUGUGUAUAAGUAAAUUUCAGACUCCAUUUGACAGGAACUCCAAGAACAAGCAACUUCUGAAUAAUGUUUAUUAUGUGACUUGUGAAUUACAUUCAUGGUAAAUGAUAGAGCUGAGCUGGUCCUUGUUGGGGUCAUUUGUGGAUUA
This is a messenger RNA of Cynara cardunculus var. scolymus (artichoke), 939 nucleotides long. RefSeq lists its product as uncharacterized. The record is from RefSeq and is a predicted model, not a curated record. Lineage: Eukaryota; Viridiplantae; Streptophyta; Magnoliopsida; Asterales; Asteraceae. The transcript has 8 exons. The coding region runs from base 33 to 761 and encodes 242 amino acids.